AAAGAAAAGUCUAUGCUGCCAAAGACUCCUCCAAUAGACUCCUUCUUUUAUGUCAUCAGUAAGGGCCCUAAAUAGCAAAAUAGAUUGCGUCACUCGCCAGCGACACGCUAAUCUUGCACCGCACAGUAGCAGACAGCAUGAUGGAAGUGCGCGGCUCUUCAAACGUCAGUCUGAGAGAGUUUGGCAGUGAACAGAGCCUCCUGUCCCGACCUGACGGUUCAGCUUCCUUCAUCCAAGGAGACACAAGUGUGUUGGCUGCAGCAUACGGACCAGCCGAGGUCAAAGUCAGUAAGGAAAUCUAUGACCGGGCAACCCUGGAGGUGUUGAUACAGCCCAAAGUGGGACUGCCAAGCAUAAGGGAGCGAGCGCAAGAGCAAUGUGUGCGAGAAACCUGUGAGGCGUCUCUGCUCUUGUCCCUUCACCCUCGCUCCUCCCUCACUCUCAUUCUUCAGCUGAUACAUGAUGACGGCUCACUCUUGUCCUGCUUUUUGAACGCCGCCUGUGUGGCUCUGAUGGACGCAGGCCUGCCCAUGAGUUGCCUGUUCUGCGGGGUGACCUGUGCCAUCGACGCAGACGGUCACAUCAUCACAGACCCCACCGCAGCGCAGGAAAAGGAAAGUCGAGCUUUGAUGACCUUUGCUAUUGACUCUACACAACGCAGAGUAAUGAUGUCAUCAACCAGAGGAUCAUUUUCUGUCCACGAGCUGCAGCAGUGUAUAGCAGUCAGUCAGAAAGCAUCAGAGAAGAUCUUCCAGUUCUACAGAGACUCAGUCCGCCGGCGAUACUCCAAAACCCUCUGAUGAAGAAGCAGCUCUCUUUUCUUCUAUUUUCUUUCUUCUCUAUUUCUUCUAAACGAUGCAUACACAUACUUACUUUUUUAAUAAAAGAUUAAGUAAUCACUUUGGGCUACUUUUGCUACAGUUGAGUAGUUGUCAGCCGUGCUGUGGGUGAAGUGAGGCCUCCAUUU
Etheostoma spectabile (orangethroat darter) is the source of this 967-nucleotide messenger RNA. It is a transcript of the gene exosc5, whose product is annotated as exosome component 5. NCBI's taxonomy places the organism in Eukaryota, Metazoa, Chordata, Actinopteri, Perciformes, Percidae. The record is from RefSeq and is a predicted model, not a curated record. The coding region runs from base 138 to 800 and encodes 220 amino acids. The transcript is spliced from 6 exons. Gene Ontology annotation, cellular component: cytoplasmic exosome (RNase complex); nuclear exosome (RNase complex); nucleolus. Gene Ontology annotation, biological process: poly(A)-dependent snoRNA 3'-end processing; U4 snRNA 3'-end processing; nuclear mRNA surveillance. Gene Ontology annotation, molecular function: RNA binding.